Messenger RNA from Pseudophryne corroboree (corroboree frog), 1265 nucleotides. It is a transcript of the gene RDH13, whose product is annotated as retinol dehydrogenase 13. The transcript has 7 exons. Bases 177 to 1154 code for a protein of 325 amino acids. Gene Ontology annotation, cellular component: mitochondrial inner membrane. Lineage: Eukaryota; Metazoa; Chordata; Amphibia; Anura; Myobatrachidae. Gene Ontology annotation, biological process: retinal metabolic process. The record is from RefSeq and is a predicted model, not a curated record. Gene Ontology annotation, molecular function: all-trans-retinol dehydrogenase (NADP+) activity.
AUCACUGCAGUGAGCCAGUCCAUCUGGCAUUCCGGGGUCCGGACUGUACUGGUUUUUACCCAGUCCCUGUUUUCUUGCUGAUAUACCCUGCAUUGCUUUCGCACAAGAGCUUCUGAGAGCCUUUUCUGAGCCUAAUAUAUAAUUCCACAUGCACAGGGGCAUCCUUACCUUGCUUCAUGCCAUCAUGCAUAAUUUGUAUAACGACCCAUCAAUGUAAAAUGAUUAGCAAUAGAGAUUAUACAGGCGGUGGUCCCUGUCCAAGCAAAGCAACAAUAGUAGGAAAGACAGUAAUAGUAACUGGUGCUAAUACAGGCAUUGGAAAGGAAACCGCUUUGGAGCUUGCAAAAAGAGGUGGCAGAAUAAUUAUGGCGUGUCGGGACAUGGGAAAAUGUGAAAAUGCUGCAAAAGAAAUCCGUGGAAAAACAUUAAAUCAUAACGUGUUUUCCAAACAUCUGGACUUAGCAUCUAUUAAAUCUAUCAAAGAAUUUGCAAAAAACAUACUACAAGAAGAGGAACACAUAGACAUUCUCAUAAACAAUGCUGCAAUAAUGAGGUGCCCUCACUGGAAAACUGAAGAUGGGUUUGAAAUGCAGUUUGGAGUUAACCACCUGGGCCACUUCCUGCUAACUAACCUGCUGCUAGACAGGAUGAAGAACUCUGGCCAGUCCCGUAUUAUUAAUGUAUCAUCCUUGGCUCAUGUAGCAGGAGAGAUUGACUUUGCGGAUUUAAAUUGGGAGGAGAAGAAAUAUAACACAAAAGCAGCUUACUGUCAGAGCAAGCUCGCCAAUAUUUUGUUUACUACCGAACUGGCUAAUAGGCUGCAAGGAACAGCAGUCACGGCCAAUUCCCUUCACCCAGGAGUUGCAGAUACUGAACUGGGCAGGCACACAGGAAUGCACAAAUCUACAUUUUCCAGCACAGUAUUAAGUCCUAUGUUUUGGUUUGUAAUAAAAACACCAAGACAAGCUGCACAGUCAACUGUCUAUUUGGCUGUGGCGGAGGAUAUCCAAGGGACAUCUGGAAAAUAUUUCAAUGCGUUGAAAGAGAAAGAGCCAGGCAAGCAAGCUUUGGAUGAGGAGACUGCAAAGAAGCUUUGGGAAGAAAGUGCCAAGCUUGUGCAUCUUGACGAAGCAUUACAAGAAUUUAAAUCUUAAUCAUAUUUGAUUAGAAUGUCACACACAAUUUACCUUCAGUGAAGGUCCUGAGCCCAGAUCAUUCUGUUAAAUAUUGUAAUGUUUCAUGUAGCAAUAAAAUGAUAAGUUUUA